Dothidotthia symphoricarpi CBS 119687 is the source of this 965-nucleotide messenger RNA. RefSeq lists its product as uncharacterized. The record is from RefSeq and is a predicted model, not a curated record. The transcript has a single exon. Bases 103 to 864 code for a protein of 253 amino acids. Lineage: Eukaryota; Fungi; Ascomycota; Dothideomycetes; Pleosporales; Dothidotthiaceae.
CAGCAGGUAUAUCAUCUAAGCUCUACGUUACAUUCUCUAGUACUAUUCAUCUCUCUUUACCGUCCGCAGCAAUUUCACUUUCUCCCGAAUUUCCAAAUCACCAUGGUCUUCAUCAAAUUUCGCUGCAAUCCGGGAGACGAGAAGGCCAUCCUCAACAUUUGGAUGACUACCUCCCAGCCAAUCUUGUCCCUCUCUGCCUUGAACACCUCUUCAUCCACACCUGUUCUUGAGUUCCAGAUCCACAUACAAUGCGUCUCUUCGGUUCACCCUGAUCGGCCGCUCACAAUCUGCACCUCCGGCUCUAUCCUCGAUGAGACUAAACCAGAGUGCGGACACAUGGAUCAGCUCGCACUUGGAAAACUAAGCGGAGGUCUUGUUUGCAGCGAUGCAACUGAUGGUACACGAAAAGUUAUCUCUUUCGGAUUCUUCUAUGUCCAUCGUGCGAGGCAGGACAACGAUAGGGCGACGGACUUGCGAAAGAGGCCGGAUGUCAAGUUCAUCACGGUUCCCGCGCAAGAGUCUGGGAAGAGUGUAACAGUAACUCACACCUUGUCAUCGGAACGUCUCUUUGCCUUUGCAGAGAAGAUAAGUCCUCAGGAUUUGAAUAUCGGAGAAAAGUAUAGCACGACACUCUCAGACCGUAACAUUGGUACGAUGUGGUGGUGCUGGGGCGACCUCGAUAAUGACUUAAGGGGAAAGAAGUUUCAUCCUUUCUCAGAAGGAUUUUGUUGUGCUGGGACUGAAGAAAAGCCCAGCGAUGAAGAGAUAGAGAAGUCAGGAUGGGUGACAGGAGAAAAUGUUGCCAAAUUGAAGUUCGAGUUGGACGCCGGUAGGGCUAGGUGUAGUGUCGAGGUUGUCGAAUAACAUGCAGGGCGCGGUUCAUAUGUCUAGAGGUAUGCUUCUAGUCAGCGGUCAACUUUAUUUUCUUUCACACUUGUGACGAGGUUCUACAAUAUCUGUUUAGU